Molecule: messenger RNA, 687 nt
Organism: Myzus persicae (green peach aphid)
Lineage: Eukaryota; Metazoa; Arthropoda; Insecta; Hemiptera; Aphididae
Product: transcription factor Adf-1-like
Exons: 3
Coding region: 114-662 (182 amino acids)
Biological process (GO): regulation of transcription by RNA polymerase II
Cellular component (GO): nucleus; transcription regulator complex
Source: RefSeq, a predicted model, not a curated record
UGUGUGACUGGUUUCGCUACUCGCGUUUGACGCGGCGCGUCUAUUCGUUUGACGCGGCGUCCGGCGUCAGUACCGGUCCGGACCAGUGUUGCGUCAAGACGCCCAGCGUCAACAUGUCGAAAAAAUUUUCAUUUUCCUCGACAGAGGACGAAGCCUUGAUUACACUCGUGGAAAAUAAUAAAUGUAUUUACGAUAGUAGCCAUAAACAUCACAAAGACAAUUAUAUUAAGGAUAAUAUUUGGAAAAAUAUAUCCGAAGAAGUAGGAAGAUCAAUCGAUGACUGUAAAAAACGCUGGAAGAAUAUUCGAGACACGUACUUGAAGCAGAAAAAGAAGCUUCCGACAGGAUCAGCAGCUCCACAUAAAAAAACCCGAUAUACAAUGAAUUUAUCAUUUUUGGACACCGUUGAAUACGAAAGAAGUACUAUAACAAAUAUGGGCAUAAAUGAUGCUGAUACGUCAAAUGCAUCUACUACAGACGAAAUUGAACCUGAAGAUCAACAAAUCAUACAAAACGACGAAGAACAAACAGAAAAUAUUAUGUCCGAUUUGCCAUCAAGUUCAUAUGCAGGAAAACGUGUUCGGUCAAAAGACGAUAAGAUUUCUGUUAUUUUAGCCAAACGAUCAAAGGAAACGAAGGAUACCAUACUAUGCAUUCAAUAACAAAAUAAACUGUUGGCUACAAGCA